AAAAUAAAAUAAAAUAAAAUAAAAUAAAAAAGAUAAAAAAUAACCAGUAAAAUUUAAAAAAGAAGAAAAAAGAAGAAAUAUGAAGCAGCAGCUCUACAGCCUGAGCAAAGGACCCCGGCAAUCCCCACCCAGCUUGGCUUAAUUCAGACUUACUUAUGCAGAUCCAACAUUCUUGACUCCCUGGGCUUGCUACAGCUCUCUGAUCCUUAGAAUCUUCUUCAAUUCCAGAAAGAAUGCUGCGUCAGGGCCUUUGCAGACUUGGUCAAAAGCUGGUAAGCAGAUGCCCACUGGAGAAAAACGUGCGUGAAUUUAAAUCUGGCAAAAAACUGAGCACUUUGGAUUUAGUGGCCCUGGGUGUGGGCCGCACAGUGGGUGUCGGUGUGUACUUCCUGGCUAAUGAGGUGGCCGGUAACCAAGCAGGACCAUCCAUUGUGAUCUGCUUUAUGGUGGCAGGUCUAACAUCACUGUUGGCUGGACUGUGCUAUGCGGAGUUUAGUGUCCGGAUUCCCCAUUCUGGCUCUGCAUAUCUCUACAGCUACGUCACUGUGGGUGAACUCUGGGCUUUCAUCACUGGCUGGAAUCUCAUCCUCUCCUUUGUUGUUGAUGCAUUCGUUGUGGUACAGGCCUGGAUCUUAACUUUUGACAUCUUCAUUGGGAACCGGAUCUCUGAGACCCAGCAUGAGACCACCUCACAGUAUGUUCCCCAAGUCAUUGCAGACAAUCUACAUUACUUUUUUGUCAUCUUUCUAUUUUUGUUCCUGGAACUGCAAUAUAUAAGUCGGCGUGGGUUCUUCAGAGUUUUUGAAGUGGUUACAUUGAUAAAACUUUUGUUUCUCACCUUUUUCAUUAUCUCUGGCUUCAUUAAGGCAGACCUGCACAACUGGAAGCUCACAGAAGAGGAUUACAUACAGGCUGGACUCAAUGACACCUCUAGCUUGGGCCCUCUGGGCUCCGGAGGAUUUGUGCCUUUUGGCUUUGAGGGCAUUCUCCGUGGAUCAGCUACCUGUUUCUAUGCAUUUAUAGGUUUCAGCAUUAUUGUUACCAGAGUCAAAGAAUCCCACAAUCCCCAGCGUUCCAUCCCCAUGGGCAUUGUGAUUUCACUGCUCAUCUGCUUUUUUGUGUAUUUUGGUGUCUCUGCCGCACUUACACUUAUGGUUCCUUACUACCAGCUUCAACCUGGGAGCACCUUGCCUGAAGCAUUUCUCCAUGUUAACUGGGCCUCUGUCUAUUAUGUUGUAGCUUUUACAAUUUUCUUUAGUCUUUUUGUCAGCACCUAUUGGGGCUUUACGUUCCCCAUACAUUGGGUGAUAGCCAUGAUGGCAGAGGAUGGCCUCCUGUUCCCUUUUCUUGCCAGGUUUGUUUUCAAAACAUAUUCCCAUAUCAUGUCCACUGUGAUAUUUAUCAUUAUUGCAGUAAUCAUGGUAUUCUACUUUAGACUCACUGAUCUUCUGGACCUCAGGUCAGUUGGCACCCUGAUAUCUUAUUCCUUGGUAGCUUUUUGUGUUCUCAUCAUCAGGUAUCAGCCUGAAAGGAGGAAGGAGGAAAAUGAAAAAGAGCUGCGGGAGGAGGAUGGGGGAAAUGUAGCACAGAUGCAGGAGGAGACUGCACCUACAGCAGAGAAGCUGACUCUACAGGGACUAUUUUUUCCAGGCAGCCCCACCCCCACUCCACUCUCUGGCCGGGUUGUCUAUGUUUGCUCCUCACUGCUGGUUCUGCUGAUGACUCUCCUCUGCCUGGUGCUGGCCCACUGGCCAGGUCUGCUUUCUGGAGAUGCAGGGCCAAUCACAGUGGUUGUGCUGCUCCUGGUGCUCAUCACUGGGAUCACUGGGGUCAUCUGGAGACAGCCACAGAGCUCCUCUCCCCUUCCCUUUAAGGUCCCUGCUCUGCCUCUCCUCCCACUCCUGGGCAUCUUUGUGAAUGUUUGCCUUAUGAUGCAGAUGUCAGCUGGAAUCUGGCUGAAAUUUGGUGUCUGGAUGCUGAUUGGGUUUGCUAUCUACUUAAGCUAUGGGAUCCAGCAAAGUCUGGUAGCUUAACCUUUCUUAUGGACCCAAAAUCUAGACCUUGAACUCAGCAAUACCACAUUAUUUACAAUAGGCAGGAUAUGGAAGGAACAGAGGGUAUGCAUCAAUGGAAGAAUGGAUAAAGAAGAUGUGGACUAUAUGUACACCCAAUAGACUAUUACUCAGCCAUAAAGAAGAAUGUAAUCUUGUCAUUUGUAACAACAUGGAUGAAUUGGGUGGGCAUAAUGAUAAUUUAAAUAUGUCAGUCUGAGAAAAACAAAUGCCAUGUUUUCAGGCUUAUGGAGAAUUAAAGAAAUAAAUCAAAAUGAAAAAAGAAAAAAGAGAGACAAAUUCAAUAUAAAAAAUAAAUAAAUAAAUAAAUAAAUAAAUAAACACAACAUUCUAGACCCCUAAAUAAAGGGAACAAACUCGUGGUUGUCAAAGCUGAGAUGGGUAGGGGAAUGGGUAAUUUAAAUAAAGGGAAUUAAGAGUACACUAAUAAUUAUGAGCUCUGAAAAAAUGUGUGAAAUUGUUGAAUCAUUGUAUUAUGCACCUGUGAGUAAUACAUCAACAUUGCAUGGUCAUUAUAUUUAUAUAUUAAAAAAAAGAAAAAGAAGCUAGAAAAACCCC
Lutra lutra (Eurasian river otter) is the source of this 2630-nucleotide messenger RNA. Its product is annotated as cationic amino acid transporter 3-like. Gene Ontology annotation, cellular component: plasma membrane. The transcript has 2 exons. NCBI's taxonomy places the organism in Eukaryota, Metazoa, Chordata, Mammalia, Carnivora, Mustelidae. Bases 234 to 2033 code for a protein of 599 amino acids. Gene Ontology annotation, biological process: transmembrane transport; amino acid transport. Gene Ontology annotation, molecular function: amino acid transmembrane transporter activity. The record is from RefSeq and is a predicted model, not a curated record.